AUGCUUCUGCUUCCUCCUCCUCCACGACAUCGACUUCCUCCCCCCCUGGCCCAACCUUGGCUAAUUUCAUCAAGCUUACUGAAUCCAAUUAUAUAUCUUCUCUGGACUGCUCAACUUCGCCCCUUUCUCAUUGGUCAUGGGCUACUCAAAUAUGUGGAUGGCUCCACCUGUGCCCCUGCUAAGACUCUCAUUGUCUCUGACUCUACUGUUCCUGCUCCCAAAUUUUGA
Prunus armeniaca (apricot) is the source of this 228-nucleotide messenger RNA. NCBI's taxonomy places the organism in Eukaryota, Viridiplantae, Streptophyta, Magnoliopsida, Rosales, Rosaceae. The record is from the annotation of a GenBank genome assembly.